GGAGGAUCUCACGUUCACAGAACAGCUGUGGAUCUUUUUUACCCACGCAGUCUAAAUCACUGCUUGUUGGUCUGACGUGUGCGUGGAAUGUCUACCGUCGUCCGUGUCGCGGAGACACGCGGAUUUUCAAUCUAAGGAUUGUUGUUUGCACUUUCUGUUUGUUCGCAAAUAUUUAAAAGUCAUUGAGAGAGGGUGGGGGGACACAGAGAGAGAGAGAGAAAGAGAGAGAGAGAGAGAGAGAGAGAGAGAGAGAGAGAGAGAGAGAGAGAGAGAGAGGGAGAGAGAGAGCGAGAGAGAGAGAGAGAGUUGCGUUCAAGGGACCUCGGGCUUUCCAUGCACAGUCCAGUCAGCGGGGAGAGUAUCAGGAUUCCACACUCCAUCCAUUAUUUAACGGAUAUUUUAAAAAAGUUGCCGAGAUGAAACUUUGCCUGCUGUUACUCCCCGUCCUCCUUCUCUUCACACUCCUUUCACCGAGCUACUGUGACGAGCAGCACCUGAAAGAAGACAAGCUUUUGGUUGUGACAGUUGCAACCAAGGAAACUGAUGGCUUCAGGCGUUUCUUGAGAUCAGCCAAACAUUUUAAUUACACUGUCAAGGUCCUUGGUCGCGGGCAGAAAUGGAAAGGUGGCGACUAUUUGUCUGCCCCCGGCGGAGGUCAGAAAGUGAGGCUUCUGAAAGAAGCCGUGGAGGAAAUGAAGGAUGAGGAUAAAAUAAUUCUUUUUAUUGACAGCUAUGAUGUGAUUUUGGCCUCCAGUCCCCGAGAAGUGCUAAAGAAGUUUGUGCAGGCCCAACACAAGGUGGUGUUCUCCUCUGAGAGCUUGAUUUGGCCCGACAGACACUUGGAGGAUAAACAUCCACGUGUCCGGGAGGGGAACAGGUUCCUCGGUGCUGGAGGCUUCAUUGGCUACCUUCCCAACAUCAAGGAAAUGCUUCCUGACUGGGCGGGAGCAGACAACGACAGCGAUCAGCUCUUUUUCACCAAGAUUUAUAUCAAUCCUGAUAAAAGGAAAUCCAUAAAUAUCACACUGGACAGCAAAUGCAGGUUGUUUCAGAACCUUCACGGAGCUCUCGAUGAGGUGGUGUUAAAAUUUGAGGACCGACAUGUACGAGCCAGAAACUUGCUGUAUGAUACGCUACCUGUCAUCAUCCACGGGAAUGGACCCACCAAGCUUCAGAUAAACUACCUGGGUAACUACAUACCAAACACAUGGACAUUUGAGACUGGCUGCACCGUUUGUCACCAGGAUCUACUCCCACUUUCAUCUCUCAAGGAAGAGGACUAUCCCUUGGUGGUGAUUGGUGUCUUCAUUCAGCAGCCCACCCCCUUUGUCAGUGUGUAUUUUGAACGCCUGCUAAAGCUCCAGUAUCCCAAGAAUAGACUCAAACUCUUUAUUUUCAACAAGGAAGUUCAUCACGAGCGAGAGGUUAGUUCUUUCCUGCAGGAUUAUGGAAGUCUUUAUCUGGAUGUCAAGUUCGUUGGGCCUGAAGAAGGCUUGGAUGGAGCAGCCGCUCGCAACAUGGGCUUUGACAUGUGCAGGACUCAGAAGGACUGUGACUAUUUCUUCAACUUGGACAUUGAGGUGGUUUUGAAGAACGAGAACACCCUCAAAACGCUCAUGGAACAAAACCUUCCCAUCGUGGCACCAAUGUUGACCCGCAGUGGCCGAUUGUGGAGCAACUUCUGGGGAGCCCUCAGCGCCGAUGGCUACUAUGCCAGGUCUGAGGACUACGUGGACAUCGUUCAAGGACAAAGAGUGGGAAUAUGGAAUGUUCCAUAUGUAACCAGCGUGUACCUGAUCAAGGCCAGCCUCCUCCGCUCAGAGCUCUCAGACCAAGAUCUAUUUGGCUCACAUGCAUUGGACCCUGACAUGGCUUUUUGUCAACGUGUGAGAAAUAAGGAAGUCUUCCUGUAUGUCACAAACAUGCAAACGUUCGGACGCAUCCUGUCAACAGAAAACUAUCAGAGCAGUCAUCUGCACAAUGAUCUGUGGCAGAUCUUUGAAAAUCCUGAGGAUUGGCAGGAGCGCUACAUUCAUGAAAACUACACUCGCAUCAUGAAAGAUAAACUCAUUUUAACCCCUUGCCCUGACGUAUACUGGUUUCCAAUCUUCUCCGAUAUGGCUUGCAACCACCUGGUUGAAGAAAUGGAACACUUUGGACAGUGGUCAGGAGGCGCUAAUAAGGACACUAGAAUCCAAGGUGGCUACGAGAACGUCCCCACUAUCGACAUCCACCUGAGGCAAGUCAACUUUGACAAGGAAUGGCAGAAGUUUUUACUGGACUACGUUGCGCCGAUAACAGAGAAAAUGUACCCUGGUUACUACACCAAGUGUGCCACUCCCUUGAACUUCGUGGUGAGGUACAAACCGGACGAGCAGCCCCUGCUCGAGCCUCACCAUGACGCCUCCACAUUCACUAUAAACAUUGCUCUCAACAGCAAAGAGGUUGACUACCAGGGCGGCGGAUGCAACUUCCUGCGUUACGACUGUGCCAUCGAUGCUCCGCGUAAAGGCUGGGCACUCAUGCACCCGGGCCGCCUCACCCACUACCACGAAGGCCUGCCCACCACAGCCGGGGUCCGCUACAUCGCCGUGUCAUUUGUGGACCCCUGAACCACACACACACACACACACACACACACACACACACACACACACACACACACACACACACACACACACACACACACACACACACACACACACACA
Entelurus aequoreus (snake pipefish) is the source of this 2708-nucleotide messenger RNA. RefSeq names its product procollagen-lysine, 2-oxoglutarate 5-dioxygenase 1a (gene plod1a). The transcript is spliced from 19 exons. Gene Ontology annotation, biological process: peptidyl-lysine hydroxylation. Bases 417 to 2612 code for a protein of 731 amino acids. Gene Ontology annotation, cellular component: endoplasmic reticulum. The record is from RefSeq and is a predicted model, not a curated record. Gene Ontology annotation, molecular function: procollagen-lysine 5-dioxygenase activity; L-ascorbic acid binding; iron ion binding. Lineage: Eukaryota; Metazoa; Chordata; Actinopteri; Syngnathiformes; Syngnathidae.